AUGAUGGUUCACCACGGGGUGAAACACAUUUUUGGCUACCCCGGCGGCGCGAUUCUUCCAGUGUUCGAUGCGAUCUACAAAUCCAAGAACUUCGAAUUCAUCUUGCCGCGCCAUGAACAAGGAGCGGGCCAUAUGGCGCAAGGAUACUCUCGAGUGACAGGGAAGCCAGGCGUCGUUCUGGUUACGUCCGGACCGGGUGCAACAAAUCUCAUCACUCCCAUGAUGGAUGCUUUGGCGGAUGGCACGCCAAUGGUCGUCUUUUGCGGGCAGGUCAAGACCGGCUUGAUUGGAUUGGAUGCUUUCCAGGAGGCAGAUGUUCUGUCUAUCUCCCGACCGUGCACGAAAUGGAAUAUUAGCGUUCGAAGCCCGGCCGAGCUCCCGAAACGGAUAAACGAGGCCUUUGAAAUUGCGACAAGUGGGCGGCCAGGGCCAGUUUUGGUGGAGCUUCCGCAGGAUGUCACAGCCGGAAAGCUACGUGAGAAUCUUCCUCUUUCCCCAGUCUUGCCACGCCAUCGGGGGACAGCCAAGACGGCCAUCAACCAAGUGAAACAAGACCAGUUGAUGCGUGCGAUUGGCGAAGUCGCACGCCUGAUUAAUGGGGCGAGAACACCUGUCUUGUAUGUCGGCCAAGGUAUACUUGCAACACCCGACGGGCCUCGACUUCUGAAGGAACUUGCCGACAGAGCAAGUAUACCCGUAACGACCAGUCUUCAGGGUCUUGGUGCCUUUGAUGAAGAGGAUCCAAAAGCACUGCAUAUGUUGGGACUCCACGGGUCUGGGUAUGCCAAUAUGGCAAUCCAGAGGGCUGAUUUGAUUAUUGCAUUGGGCUCGAGGUUUGAUGAUCGAGUGACUGGAAACAUCCAGAAGUUUGCACCAGAAGCCAAAUUGGCUGCUGAACAGGGCCGGGGUGGGAUUGUUCAUUUUGAUAUCUCACCGAAGAACAUCAACAAGGUUGUGGAAGCAACAGUGCCUGUGGUGGGUGAUUGCGCGUCGAAUCUACGGCUUCUUCUUCCACACAUUCAAUCAGCCCAGCGACCGGACUGGCUAUCGCAAAUACAAGAAUGGAAGGAAAAAUAUCCAUUCCAAGCGUACAACCGCAGCGGCCGUAAUGAUCAGAUUCUGCCACAGAGGUUUAUUGAAAGACUUUGCGAGGCUGUAAGUCCUAUCAAAGAUCGAACCAUCAUUACCACUGGCGUCGGACAACACCAGAUGUGGGCAGCUCAACACUUCCGCUGGAGAUAUCCCCGGACAAUGGUCACAUCAGGAGGACUGGGCACAAUGGGCUAUGGACUUCCUGCCGCAAUAGGGGCGAAAGUGGCACGACCUGAUGCUCUGGUUAUUGACAUAGAUGGUGACGCAUCGUUCAAUAUGACCCUCAACGAACUGCAAACCGCUAGCCAGUUUAACAUUGGCAUCAAGGUGAUUCUGCUCAACAAUGAGGAGCAAGGCAUGGUCACGCACCUCCAAACUGUGUACUACGACAAUCGAUUUUGCCAUAGCCAUAACCAGAAUCCCGAUUUUGUCGAAGCUGCUCGGGCCAUGGGAGUGCAGGCACAGGUUUGCUCGGAAGUUUCAGAGGUAGAUGAGAAGCUGAGGUGGUUGUUGGAAAGCGAUGGCCCUGCCCUUCUGGAGGUCAAGGUAGCCCAAAAGGCUCUGUCUCUACCUAUGGUUCGAUCGGGAAGUGCUCUUGAUGAUUUCCAGUUUUACGGCGACUCAUAA
Molecule: messenger RNA, 1719 nt
Organism: Penicillium daleae
Lineage: Eukaryota; Fungi; Ascomycota; Eurotiomycetes; Eurotiales; Aspergillaceae
Exons: 2
Coding region: 1-1719 (572 amino acids)
Biological process (GO): L-valine biosynthetic process
Cellular component (GO): acetolactate synthase complex; mitochondrion
Molecular function (GO): flavin adenine dinucleotide binding; acetolactate synthase activity; magnesium ion binding
Source: RefSeq, a predicted model, not a curated record